AUGGGUGUCUGUGGUUUGUCCUUCGAGGCCUCCUCACCAGCCAGCAACAUCUUCGGGGGCCUCAAUCCCGAGGCCAAUGAGUAUCCCUGGCUGGUAAGUCUAAAGGUGCAUGGUCGCCAUUUCUGCGGUGGAUCCAUUCUCCAUGCGAAAUGGGUGAUCACGGCCUCCCAUUGCUUCGUGGAUAGUGGGCCGAUUAUCAUCAUUUGA
This is a messenger RNA of Protopolystoma xenopodis, 207 nucleotides long. The record is from the annotation of a GenBank genome assembly. NCBI's taxonomy places the organism in Eukaryota, Metazoa, Platyhelminthes, Monogenea, Polystomatidea, Polystomatidae.